AAGCCGGAAGCGGCUGCAGUCGGAGGAACCCGGUGAGCGAUCUAGUGCUGGUCGGCCGGGGGAUGGCUCGGGCAGCGGUGCUGGAGCGGCGCAGCGGGUGGCCAUCGCGGUGGCUGCGGGCGCUGCUGCUGCUGCAACUGCUGCGGUGGAGGUACGCCCUGGGCGCGCUCCCUUUCGGCAGCAGUCGCCACCCGGGCUUUGCGGACCUCCUGUCGGAGCCGCAGCUGUUGGAGGUGCAGGACUUGACCCUGUCUCUGCUGCAGGGUGGCGGUCUCGGGCCGCUGUCGCUGCUGCCCCCCGACCUGCCGGAUCUGGAGCCAGAGUGCCGGGAGCUGCUGAUGGACUUCGCCAAUAGCAGCGCCGAGCUGACCGGGUGUCUGGUGCGCAGCGCUCGGCCCGUGCGCCUCUGCCAGACCUGCUACCCGCUCUUCCAACAGGUCGCCAGCAAGAUGGACAACAUCAACCGAAACAUCGGGAACUCCUCAGAGAGCCCGAACUGUGCCAGAAGUCUCCUGAUGGCAGACAGAAUGCAAAUAGUCCUGACUGUCUCUGAGUUUUUCAGUACCACGUGGCAGGAGGCGAACUGUGCAAAUUGCUUAACGAACGACAGUGAAGCUUUGUCAAAUAAUACCGAGUAUUUCCUCAGUCUGUUUAACAAGACUCUGGCCUGCUUUGAACACAACCUUCAGGGGCGCGCAUACAAUCUUCUCUCACCAAAAAAUUACUCCGAAGUGUGUAAAAACUGCAAUGGUGCAUACAAAAAUCUGAGCACCCUGUACAAUGAGCUGCAGAAAAUGAACGGGCUUGAGAAUAAGGCCGAACCGGGCACGCACUUGUGCAUUGAUGUGGAAGAUGCAAUGAACAUCACCCGAAAGCUCUGGAGUCGGACCUUCAACUGUUCGGUCAGCUACAGUGACACGGUGUCCGUAGUCGCUGUCUCUGUGUUCAUCCUCUUUCUGCCCGUUGUCUUCUACCUUAGUAGCUUCCUUCACUCGGAACAAAAGAAACGCAAACUCAUUCUACCCAAACGUCUCAAGUCAAGUACCAGUUUUGCCAACAUUCAAGAAAAUUCCACCUGAAACCUGCAAGACGGGGACUCGACCUCACAUGGCGUGAGUGGGUGGUUGGACCACCGUGUGGUCAGGAGACGAUGAACCAGGAUCUGACACAUCACCUUCUUAUGAAAUGCCAGCACUGCAUAUUUAUAAUUUAUUUUCCACCUUUCCUUUCCCUGCCCACCCAUUUGUAAAGAUUGCUGUAUUUUUAAUUUUCAGAUACAGUAAUGUUACAUAUCCUAAGGUGUAUGUGUUAGAGUAGCAAGCGACGACUUUGUUUUUGCGGGCAUAUGACUACUUGGCACUUCUGAUAUCUCCUCGUUGACAGAAAUACACAGAACCCAAGUCACUGGAGACUGCCAUAUAUACACAUUAGCCACUAUAGCUGACCCAGAUGGCAACUGGCCCAAGGAGUAACAUAAAUGACUUCCCAUUGCAGUAUUAUUGUUUAUGUAUAUAUAUAUAAAUAUUUAAUAUAUUAUAGAUUGAAAUAAUGUACUCUCUAGUUUCCCUGAAGUCAUUUUUGAAACCACUAAUUAUAAACCUCCUUAACAAUUUUCAGACGUGAUGAGCCACAUCAUACAUUUGUCUUUGUUAAAAGAUUUAUGGUAACUGGUUUUCUUACUUGACUUUUAUAAAUAGUAUUUUACAUCUUAUUUUUUCCUUUAUUUCAUAAGUAAUUUAAAAAUCACUGGACUGCUCUAUUAGCUUCAGGACAGGAUGGGUUUAUUUUAUGACAUGGAUUUACAUUGUGAAUUUCAUUAAAUUAUUUGGUGACUUGUAACUUAUUCUUUAAAUGAAAUGUAGUACAAGUGUGUCACACUGUAUUUAAAUUGUGUUUUUUAAUGAAAAUUUCAUCUUGGAAUAUUUGAAGAGUUGGGGAGAGGUGAAGGAGGAAUACCGGAGCCUAAAGUUCAGAGAAUGGACAGGGACCGAGGGGUGCUCACUGAGAAGCCUAAAGUUGAGGGAGCGGACAGGGAGGAGGGGGUGCUCACUGAGAAGCCUAAAGUUGAGGGAACGGACAGGGAGGAGGGGGUGCUCACUGAGAAGCCUAAAGUUGAGGGAGCAGAUGGGGGGGGGGGUGUGCUCACUGAGCAGGCACUGCAGUUUAUGUGGGAGGUGAGCCAGAUGACAGUCUCACACCGGAAGCUCUCCAGUCAAGGGGAUGUCCCCUCCGAUUACGUAAAGGAUGGAAGCGGUAUAACGGAAAUGAAAUUACACAUCUCCCUGUCAGGAAACAAGGUCUGCUGUGGAAUAUUUCCAUUAACUUUUCAAACAAUGCUUUGCUUCAGUAUCAUUCGGUUUUAUUUCUUGGGAUAUAAGAGCUGAUGAUCUUGCUUGUUAAUUCUGUUUCUGGGUGGGGACAGGUUGUAAAUUUGGAGGCUCCCCUGGCUGACGGCUGAGUCUGAAGGCCCUUCCAGACUGUGGUACACUCUAGGAGGAGACGGGAGUGUUUCGUGGUUUCUGUUUUACCGCACGUGCAGCGUGUUCUCGAGAGCAGGCUCAUCCUACGAUGCUGUCCAGCUUUUCUCACCAGCCGGGACGCGCUCCGGUGUGCUGCUGCCGUUUGUUGUGCUGUCACUGUUCCUGCUGCUGUUACUAAGGACGCUGUCUGGAUUGGAAGCCCGUGGCUGAGGGCCAUUGAAGGCAAUCUUCAUUAAUGCAGACAAAACCAGUUUACAUGUUAGCAAGGUGACACAUUUGAAGGGUGAGUAGUGGCUCCUUGGGCACCUUUCAGUGCUGUGUGCAAACCAUCUCUUUUGGAUAAAAAGCUAACGAGCACUUCAGCAAGGUCUUCGCUCGCUGUAAGCUGCAUUAGAAAUAGAUUUGAAAAACAUAUGUUAAGUGUUCUGAAGUGCAUAAGAAUUUCAUCUUAUGGUCGUGAAAAAUGUACACACAGGGCUAUGUAUAUGAUGAGAAAACCUUUUUCCUUAUGCUUUACAAUAAAGAAAAUGCCAAGGAAA
Messenger RNA from Arvicola amphibius (Eurasian water vole), 3019 nucleotides. It is a transcript of the gene Ostm1, whose product is annotated as osteoclastogenesis associated transmembrane protein 1. Gene Ontology annotation, biological process: osteoclast differentiation. The transcript is spliced from 6 exons. The coding region runs from base 63 to 1079 and encodes 338 amino acids. The record is from RefSeq and is a predicted model, not a curated record. Gene Ontology annotation, cellular component: cytosol. Lineage: Eukaryota; Metazoa; Chordata; Mammalia; Rodentia; Cricetidae.